AUGAUGGAUCGAUGUCAUCUCUCCGCCCUGAGCGUUCCGUUGUUCCUGCUGAUCGAUUUGUUCGGCCCAGCAACAGCAGCAGCCGCAGCCUCCCCAGCGGUGCCAGCAGCAACAAGACGGCCUCCUCUGGGCGUUCCCCUCAGACGAAGGCCGCCUGCAGCUGCCUCCAUAGGGCGGGACCGCUCGCUGUGGAGAAGGAGACGGCUUGCAGAUGGCGAGGAGGACGCUGCGGAGGAUGUCCAAGCCGGAGUGGUGGAGGUGAUGGACUGCGAAAACACGGAAUACAGCGGCAUCGUGGGCAUCGGGACGCCUCCGCAAGAUUUCGAGGUCGUGCUUGACACCGGGAGCUACAACCUGUGGGUGACAGGCGUUUCCUGUACCGAAGACUGCGACAACUUCAACAAGUACGAUUCCGCCUUGUCGAGCACCUACGUCGAAGACGGCAGGGAAUUCUCACAGAUAUACGAGGAUGGUUCCGAGGCAACAGGCAUGCUGUCGGUGGACACUCUGAGCAUCGGGGGGUUGACCGCCACCGCUACGUUCGGAGAGAUGUCCACUAGAUCUCUGGACGGCUGCACUACCAUGGAUGGAAUUAUGGGCAUGGGUGUCCCGAGCUCGGACAAGCAGAGCGUCUUCGAAGACCUUGUGGAGGCGAAUGUGGUGGACGUGCCGAUCUUCUCUUUCUUCAUGGGAAACAUCGACACGGGCUCACCCACGGGUUUCCUCACCCUCGGAGGGGUCAACCAGACACACUACGAAGGCUGUCUGGAGUGGGUAGCUGUGGCGGAGAGCGCCAGCCCCGACGGCUUCUGGUCCAUAGUCCUGCAGAACAUCUACGUCGGUUCCAGCAGCGUGCUCCGAUCUCCGAUCGCGGCCAUCUUCGACACGGGAACCUCGAUGAUAGUGGGGCCGUUCGCUGACGUGGCCUAUCUCGCGGAAGAGAUCGGAGCCACGUGCGUGUACUUCACGGGCAUAGAUUCCAGCAGCGUGGAAACGAUGGAUUGCGUGAGCAACCCUAGCGAGGUGGAACUGAUCCUUAUGGAGUGCGACUCGGAGUUCGACGACAUCAACAUCUCCUUCGGAGGGGACGACUUUGCCCUCACGUCCAACGAGCUCCUCCAGCCCCUCACGGACUUCGUCCCUUCGACGGUGUCUUCUUCGUCAACCGAGCCGUGGUGCCUUUUCGGGAUGUUGGGCCACGUGGAGAACAUGUGGAUCCUGGGAGACUCGUUCCUCCGCACGUUCUACACCGCCUACAACGUCGAGGACAAGACCGUGGGGCUCGCCAGGGCCACCGCCCUCAGAACAGGCGACGAGUGCGAGGCGGACGCUCCCGUCUCGGCGACGCCGGUCGACGGCGGCGGCGACGGCGAUGAUGAUGCAGCAUCGGACGCCGGGGAGGCCGCCGAGGCAACGACAAGCCCGACGACGCCCGAGCCAUCCCCGGCGGCUAGCAGCGCUGAGGCCACUCCUGCACCGCUGCUGCCGCUUCCAUCUCCCUCCUCUGACGGCGGCGAGGGCGACGCCUCCUCUGCCGGUUCCGCUACGCCGGCGCCUGAGGACGUUGGGGAUGGAAGCAGCGGCGGUGGGGAAGCGGGGGCGUCGCAGGGUGGGGAGGGUAGCCAGAGCGAUGAAGGCGCCGCUGUUGGGAGUGACGAGGCGGCGGGCGGCGCCGGCGGGGACUCGGGACAGCCAAGCCUGGCGGCGGUUGCUGCCGCGGCCUCGAUAGGGACGCUGGUGGCCGUGGCGCUCUGCGGGAUCACCGGCAUCCUCGUGGUCCGCCGCAUCAGGAGAGGGGAGCACCGGCACACCAAGCUGGAGAUGGGAAGAGCCGGGGGAGGUGGCAAGGUGGUGGAGGGGGCCGAGGACGACUUCUUGCAGGCGGGGCCCGGGGGCUACCGGGACAACGGGAGCGGGUCUCACCGGUACCGCGUCGCCGCCGCUAAGACGAGCGGCGGUGGCGGCGGCGGCGGCGGCGGCGGCGGCGGCCGGUUGACUGUGGUUUCGGGGACGGGCGGUCAAGAGGAGGAGGAGGGCGAGCUCGACGACGAGGUGGAGGUUGACUUCGGUGUCUCGCGUGCGACGGCCGGUUCGGGAACGCCGUCGGGGGGCGGACCCUUGGGGAGGAUGUUCGGCCGACGGGGGGAGGGGUUUGCGGCGUUGGGUGAUGGCCACCGUCAGGGCGACGAGCUGGUCGAUGGGCGGCGGCCGUCGGACUCGCAGCCUUUCGGGGUGUGAGAGGACGGGCGAAGCGGCCGGGGGUGAUCCGCUUGUGCUUGCGGCGAUACAAAGAGCAGGCCGAUUUUUGGCAUCAGAGAACGGGAGAUGGGGGUUGUGGGUAUUGCUGUCAAGACGUCACCGGCUUCUGGGGACCUUGAUCGGUUCUCGUUACCCAAACUGGUAGAGGUGGUUUUUUGGUUGAUUUGUUACAAUCGCCCUGAGGGUUGAGUCGUUGUUUGUUGUAUUAUCCUAUCAAGUGUGCAUACUGCUGCAGCGAUGCUUGUGCUGAAAUCGCAUCGUUGCUGUUCUUGGUGGUCCACUAGUUAUUUGUGUUUUCAUCUCGAUAGGAAGGAAAGUAAAUGUCCCGUUUCAUUCGUGCGUCGUAUUUUUGUUUUUUGUCUGCUGUCCCAACCAACUCAUGUCGUCCAUGAUUACUCUAGUUUCGUCGGUCUGUUUCUGCUG
Molecule: messenger RNA, 2682 nt
Organism: Ectocarpus siliculosus
Lineage: Eukaryota; Phaeophyceae; Ectocarpales; Ectocarpaceae
Source: the annotation of a GenBank genome assembly